AUGCCCUCUCUCACAGUAGCAGUCGCCCAAUCCCGCACACACAAGUCCCUAACCGAAACCCUCCGCGCUCUUGAACGAACAACAGCCCUCGCCGCCCGCCGGGGAGUCCACCUCCUCCUUUUCCCGGAAGCCUAUCUAGGCGGAUACCCGCGGACAUGCACCUUCGGCUCUGCGGUGGGAAGUCGAGACCCGCGCGGCCGGGAUCAAUUCCUCGCAUACUUCAAAGCAGCCGUUGAUCUAGGUGACACACCGGCUGGGGCCGGGGAUGAGUGGAUUGAUCGCAGGCUGGAGAUUGCGGAAGGAAAGAGGUUCCGGGGGGAUGGGACGAGGGAGUUUCUUGAGCGUGUUGCGAGGGAGACUGGGGUCUUUAUCGUUACGGGGCUGGUGGAGAGAGCCGGUGGCAGUUUGUAUUGUGCCGUUGUUUAUGUUGAUCCUGUUAGAGGUGUUUUGGGGAAGAGGAGGAAGGUUAUGCCGACGGCCGCUGAACGCAUGAUCUGGGCCCAGGGUUCCCCCUCAACCCUCCGCGCCGUCACAACAACCCUAAACGGUAUCCCACUAACCAUAGCUUCAGCAAUCUGCUGGGAGAACUACAUGCCCCUCCUACGUCAGAGCCUGUACUCCCAGAACGUCAAUAUCUAUCUCGCUCCUACGGCUGACGCCCGCUCUACCUGGCUCCCGCUCAUGCGCACCGUCGGUAUGGAAGGCCGCUGUUUCGUGCUCUCGGCGAACCAGUGCGUGCGCGGCUCCGAGCUGCCGGAGUGGAUUACCGGUGGGAAUACCGGUGCAAGCCCGAAUCGAAAUCCAAAUCCAAACCCUCCUGCGGGUAAAUCGCAGCAUCCUGAAAGGAAACUGUCCAUCACCGCUGAGGGUCCCCAUGAGAUUGUCUGGCCACAGGCUCACUGUGAAUCCCAGGAUCAGCGGGGUCAGCUGGAAAAUCCCUCCAUGCCGAGUAAUAAGCAUCCUCUGGCUCCCUCGGAGUCCGUAUUGGAUUACGUCUGUCGUGGUGGAAGUUGUAUCGUCUCGCCGCUUGGAGAGGUUCUUGCCGGUCCGUUGUGGGAAGUUUGCACGGAUGACGUGCCGGAUAGUAGCGAUGCUGCUGUGACUGAUUCCGCACCUGGCACGUCGGCUAGUGAGUCUAACCCUGCUGUUGCAGCCGGUGAUGGGUUGGCUAUCGCGCGCAUUGAUAUGGAUGAUUGUGAGCGUGGACGACUGGAUCUUGAUGUUGCUGGGAGUUAUUCACGGAGUGAUGCGUUUAGAUUCGAGGUUGAGGGGUUGGAUCUGGCGCCGCCGCCUUUGUAG
Penicillium hordei is the source of this 1299-nucleotide messenger RNA. Its product is annotated as nitrilase. NCBI's taxonomy places the organism in Eukaryota, Fungi, Ascomycota, Eurotiomycetes, Eurotiales, Aspergillaceae. The transcript is spliced from 2 exons. The record is from RefSeq and is a predicted model, not a curated record. The coding region runs from base 1 to 1299 and encodes 432 amino acids. Gene Ontology annotation, molecular function: catalytic activity.